GUCCGCGAUCCUUUUGACCUCUACCUCACCUCCCCGCCCGCACAUAUCCCUUACAUAUCAUCAUCUCCCAACCAUUGCUUGUAGAUUGCUUGGCUUUAGUUCGCAUUGUGUCUGCAGCACAUUCCAUUUAUUUCCUUCCACGUUUUCUACAAAUAGCCUUUCCCGAUAUCUCCCUUCCCGCUAAUGGCCUCUCUCGAUACAGCCAGCAAUAUGUGCUCGCUUGAUGACACCGCCACGAAAUUAUGCGCCACGACUUCUCCGCCAGUGCCAACCUUAACCACCAUAGCAGAAACACCCAGUGGACCUGUCACCACAGAUCUGCCGCCCAGCGCUGGCGCAAGUGAGAUCCCCAUGGCAAGCCUCUAUCAGCUUCCCGCCUCUGGCCCACAUGGACUAUCCGCCAAACCCAGUCAGGCGACCGGCGACCCCGCAUACCAGCUCGGUAAUGUGCCCACCAGCCUAGUGCACCAGGCAGUGGCAGCACACGGCCAGCUGCCGAAGGAGUGGAUCCAGACAUUGAUUUCCCAGGCGGACCGCACUGGAAACCUAUAUGGAAAUGCGCACAUGGCGUCGUGCAAGCACGACCCCAGCCAGACAGGCUCAUCGGAUAGCGAUUCGGACGAUAUUUCGCGGUCGCUGUCGAUUCUGCUCUCACAGCAGCAACAGCAGCAGCAACUACAGGCGAACGCAAAGCGGUUCCACACUAUUGGGCUGCCGCCGCACAGCGGCGACUAUAAUGCUACGCUGAUGGAUAUCCUGGGCUUUAGCUUUGAUAGCUCGAGGCGGGUGAUGAGUCUACCAAAUUCAAUCGGCAACAUGGCGAUGGAUAUUCCGGCUGAUGCACAUGCUCCGGGGGUGAUGGACAUCCCUGUUGUGGCAGGACUUGGGAUAGGCAAGACCGAGGAUGCACAGCAGAUGGACUCGAUGGCUGCUGCCGCUGCUGCCGUGGGUUUGCCUUCGCAGCACUUCAUGCAUGCUCAGCUCGCACCGACCAUGCUUACUCAGUCGAUGCAACCGCCGCUGAUAGCCAACAGUGCCCCAAUGUCCCACCAGCACCACCACCUUGGCAUCGUUGGCUUAACAGUCAGCGAGACCCAGCGCCCAGCUGACAUCCUGAACUUCCACGCCCAGACAUACCCGCCACUUACUUCAGCCGCCAUACCAAGCUCAUCUAUAGCCAUGUGCAGCUCCAGCCGGUCAUCCGUGGGCACGGAAAUGAACAGUGUCAUGCCUAGCCUGGCCGGGCUCAAGCGUGGAUUCCAUACCACCGUGCCUAGCCCCGAAAAGACUGGUGCAUCGCUUGAUGAUAGCAAACCUGAAAUGCAUUCAUCCACAGCACCCUCAACACCGCGUGCAAAGCGCGGCCGCCCGCGCUCUUCCAAGCGGCAGACACAGCGCGGCUCCACAGCAAAACCCGCUAUUGAAACCGACAGUGCUGAGAGCAAGUCUCUGAGCUCCAUUGCUACCGAAGCUGUCGGUCCAGCGCCACUACACCCAUCAUCGUUCACCAGCAACCAGGGCGACCUACUGCCAUCCACACCACUCACUGGUGAUCCUCCAGGACACGUAAUGCCGGAGAUAUCUGCUUCGCACUCCUCCGGCACGCCUUCACUCUCCAGCUCCACAUCGACGCCGGCCAUGCCGGGCUUGAUUCCCCACCGUGUCGAUCGGCAGUUGGCGGCAGCUGCCCGGCCGCUGCUGUUCGUGCGCCCGCGCAUCAAAGACGACCAGCCCAGGCGCCGCAAGCGCCGUUGUCUGUCCAGCAACCCCGGGUCGGCUGCUGGCACGCCUGUCGACACGCCCCCUGACAUUGUCUCGGCUGUGCCAAUGCCCGGGCCACCUCUGGGCGAAGACGGCCAGACGAACCUGCAGUGGCAGCGGAUCUCGGAGCAGCGGCGCCGUGAUGCCAUGCGCGAGAACUUUGAUCUGCUCAAGCGCAUGCUGCCACAAGAGUACAUGACUAGCGAUGAUGGCCGCGAGCUGGCCAGACCGGUAUUGCUGGCACGCUUCCUGCGCUGGGUUGAUGACACGCUGAUUGAGAUGGAAAGCCUGAAGUCUGAGGUUGCCCGGCUGAAGAUGCAGCCAGGCGCAAUGCCGAUCGGCGGCCAGCAGGGUACGUGCGGCUGGGAGGGCCAGGCACGUGAGGGUGCUCCUCAGCAGCUCAGUGGUAACAGCCCCAUGUGGGAGGUUGCUGAGGCUGUUGCCGUAGCUGCUGCUGCCGCUGCCGCUGCCGCAGUUGCCUUCCAAUCCUUCACCAAGCGAAACUGCCGAGUCCAGCAGCCUGCCAGCACAGCCUUCGACGCAGAAUGUAACGCCCUCAAGCGAUGCCAGCAGUCAGCUGCUAGGUGAUCUGUGAUACCCCUAUACUUACCACCUCCCCGCAUAUCA
This is a messenger RNA of Linderina pennispora, 2388 nucleotides long. RefSeq lists its product as uncharacterized. The transcript has a single exon. The coding region runs from base 184 to 2349 and encodes 721 amino acids. Lineage: Eukaryota; Fungi; Kickxellomycota; Kickxellomycetes; Kickxellales; Kickxellaceae. The record is from RefSeq and is a predicted model, not a curated record.